Podospora pseudocomata is the source of this 1538-nucleotide messenger RNA. RefSeq lists its product as uncharacterized. The coding region runs from base 273 to 1538 and encodes 421 amino acids. The transcript has 2 exons. Lineage: Eukaryota; Fungi; Ascomycota; Sordariomycetes; Sordariales; Podosporaceae. The record is from RefSeq and is a predicted model, not a curated record.
GUUGGACAAGACUCCGACAAGACCACGACAAGACUCGGUGGAAGAUAGUGGAAGAAGGAAAGGUGUUUGUUUGUUUCGGACGAACCAGUUUUACUUAAACAAUAUAUCACGGGCCCAAGUCCCGUUCGGCAAACUACUGACAGGUACCUGGCGCAACCAGCACAAAGUCCCGGCUUGUGACGACGAACCGAACCUCCUUCGACACCUCCAAUAGUUCACCGGCGCAAAGAUUGAACAGUCGAACUGGCCAGACAUUGGCGGGCGAGCAAGAGAUGAGUAACGCUGCCGGCGGCAGCAGCCGCAAGAGCAGCGUUGUCAGUGGCUUUCACGGGGAGCGCGCAGGAGGGGCAAGUUCAGACACAGUCGGCUCUCUUCUGGCCGCCAUUGGGACAUGUCUGACAGAUGCGCUGCGACUAUUCAUGUUUGCCGACAAGCGUCACUGGGGACCCGACGAGUUCGAACAAACGCGCGCGUUGGAGGACGCACUCGACGAGGCAAAGAAGGACUUUCAGGAAAUGGGACAGCUGGUGCGCGGCCAGUUCUACUACGAGAACGACAGGAUACCCGAAUCCCUCAACGAACUCCGCCUCCUCCUCGCCCAGUUCCAAGAACACUACGAAAACCUCAAAUCCUGGGCCCGUCAAGGCGGCCCGAUAAACCCCAUCUGGGCGCGCGACACCUCCUCCCUCCGAAAAGACCUCCACCGCGCCCAAUGCCGCGCCGCCCGACGAAUCUCCCUGAUAGCAGAACAGCCCACCCCCCGCUGCCUCGGCGCAACACAAGUAUACCGUCUCCAGAAACGAAACGAAGCAGAAAGGUUACGCCUCCAGAAGCAGAGAGAAGCCCUGCCGCCCUGGCAGCAGCAGCAGCAACAAUCCCAUCAUCACCAACGCCCAGAUCACAACAUCCAAUCCCCCACCUCCCCGGACAGUACCAUGCCCCAAAUCACCACCAAACACCACCCCCUCCGCCACCCCCCCUCCCUCGAAUCCCUCGUUCCAAAAUGCAACCAAAUCGGCCGGUUCCAACGCCUCAACAGCGGCAACCCCUCCGAGUCCCCCUUCAACGACGCAGCCUUCAUCUGCGACUUUUGCAACGGCUACCUCGUCUGGCCCGACCUCCGCACCAUGCCCUCUGUCAGAUCUACCCUCCCCCAACAACCCCCACCAGACCCAUUAUCACCAGCAUACGACUCCAAAACGGUCAACAAUGGCUACCCCCACUGGCAAGCCUCCGGGCUGUCAUGCACAGCCAACGAGCCAAAGACACUGGUGUUUGCGCCGUUGGCGAUAGCGAACCACAUGCCCCCCGAGCCGGGGGAGUGGCAGGCGGGGAUUAUAUGUCCCUACUGUGAAGAGGACACUUAUUUGGACGAGGGGGAGGACUCGGGGGAGAUGAAGUAUGUGAUGGACGACAAGGGGUUUGGGAGCGUGGAGGAGUUUAGGGAGCAUUUGGAGUGGUAUCAUACUGCGAUGGCGGUGCCGAAGCUGGAGGAUGUGGUGCCCGAGGUGGUGAGGGGGAGUUGUGGGGUUAUGUAA